AUGUACCGCCACUGCGACGGCGACGGCGCGAAGGCUGCGAAAUAUUGGCUGCAGUACAUGCCGAUGCGGAAUCGCGCCGAGGUAAUUCGGAUGAUGCUCGAACUCGCGCGAGCGCCGCACGCGGUCGAAGUCGUCGGCUACCUCGCGUGGCCGAAAGUGAAACCGAAGACGCCGUUCGGGAAGACGCCGAGUUUGGUAGACAUCGAUGGGUGUGCGAACGACGUUUCCCACGAAACGGCGAUAAUCAGAUACCUGGGGCGAGAGUUGAGUUUGGACGGCGCGAACGAGUAUGAGCGCGCGCGCGUCGACGAACUCUUUAUGCAAUAUUGGCACACUAUUCGCAACGGCGGAUUGACGCACGAUGGACAGCUGUACAGCGCGAGGGCAUUGAAAGAGAGCAUUGAAAGACGCGAAGACGCUGAGUGCGCGAGGUUUCAAGAGACGCAUCGCGUGAAUAAUUUAUCGGUGCCGGCGCGUUCGCGGCAGGCGCUGCGCGUGUUCGAGGAAAUCCUAGAGCGUAACGGAAAUUCGCGGCUCGUCGGCGAGUCGUUGACGUAUGUCGAUUUAGCUUUAUUCGAAACGCUGUUCGAGCUCGCGGAGGAGGAUUUAGUGCCCGAUUUCGCGACGCGUCUGAAUUUGCCGCGGUGUGGUGAAUUCUUAACCGCCGUCGCUCGCGAACCGCCGAUCGAUCGCUACCUCAAGAGUGCGACGCGGAUUCCACGUUAUGAAAGACCGACGUAUGCGUAUAUCGGCGGUCGUCACUGUGCUGUACCGUAG
Ostreococcus lucimarinus CCE9901 is the source of this 777-nucleotide messenger RNA. RefSeq lists its product with no specific name. Gene Ontology annotation, molecular function: glutathione transferase activity. Bases 1 to 777 code for a protein of 258 amino acids. Gene Ontology annotation, biological process: glutathione metabolic process. Lineage: Eukaryota; Viridiplantae; Chlorophyta; Mamiellophyceae; Mamiellales; Bathycoccaceae. The record is from RefSeq and is a predicted model, not a curated record. The transcript has a single exon.